This is a messenger RNA of Purpureocillium lilacinum, 2226 nucleotides long. Lineage: Eukaryota; Fungi; Ascomycota; Sordariomycetes; Hypocreales; Ophiocordycipitaceae. The record is from RefSeq and is a predicted model, not a curated record.
AUGAGGGAACGGGCAGCUAACUACAAAAUCCCAGCCCUGGAGCGGACGUCGUCAGUGGCACCCGCUGGCAGCUGGCGGGGACGACGGGCUGCAGGGGUGUCGCCGCCAGCUGCACCUGGGCCCCACAAGCCCAUCCCUCCCCGGGCGGGUGGUGGGGCCCCCCCAGGCACCCCUCCAUGCACACCCUUUGGAACUUCGGCCCAGCUCUUUGACGCGGUCCCUCGCCCAUGCUGUUUUGGUUUGUUUCUCCCGUCACCAUCAACAUCACAAACCUUCACCUUCACCUCCUCGCACAACCUCUUCGCCUCGCACCCUCAACCCGCACCCACUCUGUCACGCAUCUGCACCGACCCUCGUAUCAUCAACGCUCCCUCUCCGCUUCGCACCACCAUCUCUUUACCUCGAAACUCAACCACCGAGCUUCACCUCGGCAGCCACUCCGAAGCUCGACGCUCUCUCUUCGACGAACGCAUCGUUCGUUUCCGUAUGUCCCCCACCCGCCAACUCGCAAUGAUGGCGUGUAAAAAUCCGCCUCGUGCUCAUAGUGUCCACCCCAGUGCCUCGUUCGCCAUCGCAAUGGCUGCCUGGGCGACCCUCAAGGUCGUCGACCUCAAGGCCGAGCUUAAGCGCCGUGGCCUUCCCCAGGGUGGCCUCAAGGCUGAACUCGUUGCCCGCCUCGAGGCCGCUGAUGAAGAGGCCGGUUCUCCUGCGGAGCUUGCUCAGACUGACGCCGCCGCCCGUGUGUCUCCGGAACACGAUGGCGAGAAUGGAGAUGUCGCAAAGCUAGAUGCGGCCCAGGAUGUGUCUGAAAAUACCUCCCAAGAGACUGGUGAUCAACCAGUCGACGCUGGCAUUCCCCCACCCACCCCUAUUAGCGACCCCGAGUCGGGAGCUGCCCCAGGUGAAGCGCUUCGCGACGCCGGUGAGAGUGAAGACAAGCAGCCAGAGCACCACGAGAGCUAUGAAAUGCAUGGGGCUCUUGCACCAGAGUCCUCUGUCCCCUUGUCAGACACCGCAGCUGCUUCCAGUCUUUCCCCCGGCGCGGAUGCCCUCAAAAACGAUUCAGUUCCCGAAGCCAGCGCUGAGGACCUCAAGCGAAAGAGACGCUCCGCAAGCCCUACCCCCAAGGAGAUGGACGUGAAGCGAAAGCGAGCUCAAGAGGUCACCCAAGACGGUAGCCAGCAGUCGUUUGCCGAACCCGACGCGUCCAUUCCUGAAAGAGCUGAAGCCCAGCCGAAUGCGUCCGAGGAGAACGCCGCAGCAGCCACGGAUGACUUUGACAACGAUGUAUCGUCAGAGACCUCGCAGCCGAACAUUGCCCCCUCAAUGCACGCCAACACUCGCGCCAUUUACAUCAACAACCUCAUGCGGCCCUUGCAAGAGAAGGCCCUCAAAGACCAUAUGGUAGACCUUGAACAGCCUACAGGCGGCAACGGCGACGGAAAUGUCAUUGAAAGUCUCUACCUCGACCCCCUCCGCACGCACGCUUUUGUUGUUUUCAAGUCCGCAUCGUCCGCUGCCCGCGUUCGUCGCCGUCUUCACGGUCGUGUGUGGCCCCCAGAGAGCAAUAGGAAGGCCCUCUUCGUCGACUUCGUCCCCCCUGACAUGGUCGAUGCCUGGAUUCGCACCGAAAAGACUAGCAACAGCGGACGGGGUCAGCGCUGGGAGGUCGUUUACGAAAGUGUGGGAGACGCAUCAACAUUUGGAGCAUCUCUUCGAUCCACGUCCGUUACUGGCCCUCCGACGGCCGCGCCUGGCGCUGGCGCGCCACCCAGACAGGCGCCGCCGGGCGUUGUGGGCGCUCCGACCGGACCUCGUGGGCAUCGCGCUCCAAACACUCGCCCAGACAGCCGCUACCAGCCUGGCACAGGCUCUGCCCCGGGAGCCAACUUCUACCAUGAUCGGUACCGUACAACCGCCCGCCCGUGGGUCUAUGUCCGCGAGGUGCCUUUGGCGCUAGUGGAUCGGCGUCUCGCCAACAUGCAAAGCUACUAUGGCUAUGCUCCUGACCCCAGGUCCGAUGGGGAGAUUAAUCGCUAUUCUUUCCAGGGCAACCACGUCUUCGUUGACCGCGGCAGAGAGAACUUUGCUGGGGUCCGUCCUCCCCACCGCCAGCAGGGAAUGGAACGCGGCCGCGGAGGGCGAGGCGGAGGUCGCGGUGGAGGUCGUGGCCAGUCCCGCGGCGGCGGAUAUGGCUUCGGACGCGACCGCUACGUCCCUGCCUAA